AUGGCCAACGGAUGGAGUCUCCUGAUCAGCAUCCUCGUCGUCGUGGGCGUUCAACUCCUCGCCUGGUUCUUUAGCCCCAAAGGCGAGAACCAAACCGUCUGGCGCUCGACCGUCAUACUCUCUGCCGCGGCUUGUUGGCUUAUGUGGGCCAUAACAUUCCUCGCCCAGUGGCAUCCUCUCAUCGUCCCCGAGCGAAGCGAUUUACGGCCAGAGUUCAAUGGGGGAGUAAAGAGUGGCAGUCAGAUGUUCUAG
Messenger RNA from Ramularia collo-cygni, 252 nucleotides. Its product is annotated as probable VMA9 Subunit e of the Vo (membrane) sector of the vacuolar H+-ATPase, essential for vacuolar acidification. The record is from RefSeq and is a predicted model, not a curated record. Bases 1 to 252 code for a protein of 83 amino acids. The transcript has 4 exons. Gene Ontology annotation, biological process: proton transmembrane transport; vacuolar acidification. NCBI's taxonomy places the organism in Eukaryota, Fungi, Ascomycota, Dothideomycetes, Mycosphaerellales, Mycosphaerellaceae. Gene Ontology annotation, cellular component: vacuolar proton-transporting V-type ATPase, V0 domain. Gene Ontology annotation, molecular function: proton-transporting ATPase activity, rotational mechanism.